Messenger RNA from Saccoglossus kowalevskii, 3582 nucleotides. RefSeq lists its product as uncharacterized. The record is from RefSeq and is a predicted model, not a curated record. Lineage: Eukaryota; Metazoa; Hemichordata; Enteropneusta; Harrimaniidae. Gene Ontology annotation, molecular function: calcium ion binding; protein binding.
CGAGUGUGAGCUGGGGGUCUCUGAUUGUCAUACGCAUGCAACAUGCGUGGACACACCAUCUCUGUACGACUGUGUCUGCAAUGACGGUUUCACCGGAAACGGAAGAGAAUGCCAAGAUAUUGACGAGUGUUUGGAAGCAGAGUGGUGCCCAACUAUCGCCACUUGUGAAAACACCGAAGGAUCAUUUAUUUGUCACUGCCCUGAUGGUUACCUUGGCAACGGACGAGUCUGUGAUGACAUUGACGAGUGUGCCAACAGCGAGUUGAAUGACUGCGAUGAAAAUGCACAAUGUAUGAACACAAGAGGGAGUUUUAAUUGCAAAUGCAACAAGGGAUUCAAGGGUAAUGGACGAACAUGCAUUGAAUACGGACUUGCUACAGUUUUGGGGAUCCCCACUACUUCACCUUCGACAAGAAAUUCUUCAACUUCAUGGGCGCAUGUACGUAUACUUUGGUGAAAAACUGUACAGACUUCGGUCCAGCGUAUCUGGUUGAGACCAUGAACGAAGGUGAAAUAAAGCACGGCGAGCAAGUGUCAUCGACUAAAGAAGUCUACGUUACAGUCUAUGGGAAUGUAUUUUCGCUGAUGCAGGACAAUGAAGUUAGAGUGGACAAUCUGACGGUGACGCUCCCCUAUGUGAUUGGCGGCGUCACUAUCAAAAGAAUGGGCAAUUCCGUGGUUCUUAUCACCGAUUUUGGAUUGCGAGUCAAAUGGAACGGCGCAUCUCUUGCCGAAAUAGGGUUGCCACACACCUAUAAGACCACCACGUGUGGUCUAUGUGGAAACUAUGACGGCAACAAACCAAAUGACUACACAAUGCCGGAUGGAACACGGGCUUCCAAUGCUGUAGAGCUUGGCAACAGCUGGCAGUCGACUAGAUCUACGGUGGGGUGUGUACAGCAAGUUGAAGAGCCCGAUUCAGAGGAAUGCUUUUCGCAGGAAGUACUCGAUCGUUGCGAACUCAUCAGAGAUUUAGACGGUCCGUUUGCUGAUUGCCAUGAAGCGAUUCCAUAUGAACAGUACUACCAGUCUUGCGUCAUCGACUCGUGUGCCUAUAUCGAUACCAUACCGGAUAUUUACUGCCAGGCAUUCCAGGCGUACGCAGACCAGUGUGUCGAUGCCAACGUGCCUCCGCCCGACUACAGAGAACCUGGCAUGUGCGAUGUUGACGAGUGUGCAGAUAACACCCAUACAUGCGAUGCAAACGCUGAAUGCACCAAUAAUGUCGGGGCGUAUAGCUGCUCAUGCUCGGCUGGUUUCCACGGCGACGGAUUUACAUGUGACGACGAUGACGAAUGCGCCGAUGGAACUGACAAUUGCCACAAUGACGGGCACUGUAUCAACACCGAGGGUUCGUUUACAUGCCAGUGUAAUGUGGGAUACGUCGGUGAUGGAGUCAAUGCGUGUGAUGAUAUUGAUGAAUGUGCCGAUUCAGGUGAUAACGCGUGCAGUCAGCGUGCAGAGUGCGUAAACACAAUUGGCUCCUACAUCUGCACAUGCGUAGAAGGAUAUACCGGUAACGGAGAAGUUUGCGAAGUAACUGACGGAGGCACCAACAAUUGUGAUGAGGAUCCCAGUCAUUAUUGCGGUGAUGGAGGGGAUUGUGUCGAGCUACAACCAAACAUCAAUACAUGUAUUUGUAAUGAAGGUUUUCACCAUGUACAAACACCACCAGAAUGCAUAGAUGAUGACGAGUGUUUCCUGAACCCAUGUGACGUCAAUGAAGAAUGUACAAACACUCCCGGAUCCUACAGCUGUGACUGUAUAGAUGGAUAUACUCGGGACAUAAAUGGAGUGUGCCAAGACGACAACGAAUGCGACGAUCCGGCGUCCUGUGCCGCGCAUUCUACGUGCGUAAACCUGCCAGGUAGCUAUCGUUGCGAGUGUGCAGACGGUUACGUCGGAGAUGGGGAAACGUGUGACGACAUUAACGAAUGUGACCUCAACGAAUACACGUGCGACGUACAUGCUGACUGUGUUAACACUGUCGGAAGCUACGACUGCCUUUGCAGGGAAGGCUUCACUCAAAAUGGCGAUACAUGUGAAGAUAUCAACGAAUGUACCGAGGCUACGCAUGAAUGUGACGUCCACGCUGUGUGUAUUAACAACAUCGGUAGCUACCAAUGUUUAUGUCCAGAUGGACUAACUGGCAACGGCCAUGAAUGUCAAAGCAUAAAUGAGUGUGAAUGUGGGCUCAGCAGCUGCCACUCGGAUGCCGUGUGCCUUGACCAGCCAUAUGGCUUCAAGUGUACGUGUGCUCAAGGCUUUUAUGGUAACUGUGACAACUGUCAAGAGUAUAACGAAUGUGAGUAUGGCCAACAUAACUGUAUUUCCUCACGUUCUACUUGCGUGGAUACGUAUGGAUCGUUCCGCUGUGAAUGCAAUGAGGGUCUUACCGGCGACGGUUACCGCUGCUAUGAUAUAAAUGAAUGUGCACAUGGUCUGCACGAUUGCCACAUCAACGCAAUUUGUAAGAAUAGAUUCCAAGGCUACGCAUGCGAGUGUGCACUGGGAUACGAAGGGAAUGGUACAAUGUGUGAAGAUAUUGACGAAUGUGCUCUGGGUAUACACAGUUGUGAUGAAGAUGCCACGUGUUCAAACGUUGAGGGCUCCUUCGUUUGUCAGUGCAAUGAAGGAUUCUAUGGAGAUGGACGAUUCUGCCAAGAUUUUGAUGAAUGUGCCGAUGGGAGGAAUGACUGUUCAUUGUAUGGCGUCUGUACUAAUACCCCAGGCGGGUUCGAGUGUUCGUGUCCGAUCGGCUUUGAAGGCGAUGGCUACACAUGUACAGAUAUUGAUGAGUGUUUGAAUGUUGGUAUAUGUGAUCCUAAGUCUGAUUGUGUCAAUAUCCACGGAGGGUAUCGAUGUGACUGCCAAGCCGGGUUCGAAGGAGAUGGAAAGGUCCUGUGCAGUGAUAAAAAUGAAUGUCUGUCUGGAGAGCACACCUGCUGUACCGAAUAUGGAUGCAUUUGCAUUGAUACCUUGGAUGGAUACACCUGCGGUUGUGACACUGGUUUCGUGGCGGAUGGAGACACGUGUAAAGAUAUUGACGAGUGUUUGACCAACCCAUGUAUUGCUAACUCGGAGUGUUUAAACACCCUCGGAUCAUAUACGUGUCACUGUCUACAUGGUUAUGAUAGACGUUAUGGUCUAUGUCUGAAUAUCAACGAGUGUGAAUUCGGUUUAGAUAAUUGCAACCGAGAAAGGUCGAUGUGUAUCGAUGAGGACGGGUCUUACAGAUGUGAGUGCAAGAGUGGUUAUGAAUUUUUGCCAGGAAGCAAUGUGUGCACAGAGAAAGACAGAUGUGAUGGUCAGUUGGUUUGUGGUGUGAAUUCAUUCUGCACCUUGGACUACAAAGAAAAUCCAGUUUGUAUGUGUAAAUCCGGCUACGAGUACGACGGAAAUACCUGUAAAGAUAUUGAUGAAUGUGAAGUGGAUCUAUUUCCAUGCAGUGACCCGCUGGCAACAUGCAGGAACCUUCCUGGGGAGUAUGAGUGCGUUUGCCCAGCUGGCUACGAGACAGUAGCACAGUCACUCUGUCAAGGAUGGUGUGCAUUAUUAUUUGAUACCGAACUGCAUCACUGA